AGAUCACAAUAUAUUGCCCUAUAUUGAUAGAAUUAGACCAGCGACGUAGCUACCCUCCUCCCCUCCUCCUCUUCCCAAUUUACACAAUGAGUCACGACAGGCUGCACACUGUACAUGGUGCUCCACUCACAUAGUGUCUACUUGCUUACUGCUGCUUCCAGGAAGCUACUUAAAUCAUCCUCCAAUCACCACCCUUCUCCAAUCGCCAUUAACCAAUCAGAGAGCCCCGUCAAACCCUCCCAGCCAAUCAGAACGCUGCAUCUCUAAUCAACUCCCUCCCCGUGCUCCUAUCUGCUCCGGAUUUCAAUUAACUGACGUAAUUAACAGCCCUUCAUUCUACUCUGUCACGUGUUUCAUCUCCACCAAUGAAACGGAAGUAUUGCAGUCACGUGACAUGGAUCUGACUAAUCAGAGAGCGAGUUGGCUUGUGCUCGUGCAAGAUUAUGAUUUGUGGCUACUAUUCUCUUGGUUUAACUUGAUGGGUCUCGCUCCUUGGCUUGUUUUAUCUCAUCUAUUACGUGAUCUUUAAGAAGUGCGCACGCUUUUGUUCUGAGUUGAUUUCGUUGUUCCAAAACUUCCAAUGGAGUCGCUGAGGGAGGUGAUGAAUGGAAAGUCAUGGGUCAGCGCCUGGAAAACAAAGGGGUUCACAAUGCAGACCUCAAGGGAUCAAAAGAAAGGAAUCCGAACAAUGUCCGUCAGUUUAGAGAUCCAAGCUCAGGUGAUGGUUAGAGACAUGUCCACUGCUAAAUCUGAAGAAUGUGUCCAGGAACCAGAACCUGACAACCCAAACUCGGACCCACUCUCACUGGAGGACCCGCCAAGUUACGAGGAGAGCCUGUGUGAUGGAACUAGCUGGGACACUAACCUAACCUGGCCAAAUACCCUGGUGAACAGGGACGAACUCGCUCAAAUAUUCAGAGUGAACGACUACGACUACUCCACCAGAGGCAGAGCCUUCACGGUGUCCGGACCAGCUGAGAUAUCCGCACCCAAAUACCGGAAUAUAAUCAACUACUUCGAGAACAGUCUAGAGGAUAUGAGCAGUAUAGAGUGGAGCAGCUGCAGUGGGAUCCAACGUAGUGCACUGCAGUUACAAGGCAGUCACUAUUCCUGCAGCGAUAUAGAAUCCAGUCAUACCCCCAUCACUAGAAGCAGUAUCAAAGCGGUUAGCAAGGACGUCAUACAUUGGGAGUAUAUAAAUGAGAUAAGUCCCAACUCCCGGACAAGAUUCACCGUCCGCCUCGUCCCUGAAACGGACGAUGAUCCUCCUAACUACUCGCAGAUAGAGGACAAUAACCGCGAAUCUGGCAUAGCAGAAAUCAGACCGAGCUCAACGACUGGAACGUGCAUUAUCAACAAUAACGAUAACAGACACUGUGAUAUUGGCGGCAAUCCUGCUGACAAUUCUCAUCUCACCAAACAACCUUCCGCUCCUUCUCUCGAACAGAUAAAUCAGCCGUCAGCCCCAAUGCAGCGGAGUGACAGUUGGUACAGGGGAGGACCCCAGUUGGGCAGAACAGUAACAGCUCCCGGUAUUCUGGAAAAAGUGGAUAUUGAGUCAGCUGACCGCCGGCAAAUAUCAGCGCCGGGUAUUCUGCAGAGCGGGAGGAAUGAGGCGAGGGAUACUGAAGUGGAGGAGGGGAAGACUGUUUCAUUUUACCUUGGAAGAGGACAAGAGGGGGGUGCUAAUAUCGAGAAAAAAGGAGUAGAAGCGAAGAUUUAUAACGACGCAAGCUUUCCGGGACACAUGAAAAAAGAAUGCAAAACAUCGGAGACAGAAGAUUCAGGGUACGGUGAGGAUGGUGUUAUGUCAGACACAACCCCUCUCAGAUUAUCAGAGAUAAACAUGAAACCUCUCGACUCGUACGAUCACGUCAUCUCCAUGGAGAAAGACAACAGUAGAUCUAAUCUAAUGUCACAUCCAGAGGACUGGGAGAACCAUCGACUAUUCAGAACGGAGGAGCCUAAAUCCGGCACAUCCUGCACAAUCUGGUUAGCGAUACUGUUCUUCCUAAUCGACCUGAUCAUGAUCAUAUCAGGAGCUCUCCUCCUCAUACUCAACUACCAUCAGAACGUCAUUACCGGAUUCGUGCUCCUCGGCCUCGGUAUCGGAAUGUGCAUUCCUGCUCUGAAUUACAUCGGAGGCCUCCCCACAUUAUGCGCCGGAAUACAGAGCUAAUCUUGCGACCCAGCAUCACUUUAUAUCAGUAUAAACGUCAUGAUUACAUCAUAAUGACAUCGUAACCCAACGAACUUCUCUAGGCAAUAUUUGAGCUGGACUCGUCCACAGAAAUUUUAACCGCUAAGGCAUAUUUAACGACCUCAGAUAUAAAGAACUCAUCCUGCCUCAUUUCUAAUUUUCUAGUCUUUUUAUAAUGCAGGUCAUAGUCAUUCUAGGUAGUUUUGUAAUAAGCCAUAUUUUCUUUUUCUUAGUUUUUUAAGAAAUUUAAAAAUAUUUUCUAAGCUAAGAGCUUGAAAAACAUUUUUGAUCAGAAUGAACAAUUGAGUUAACAAAGUUACGGUUUCGUCGAUUAACAAGUAUACUUUUUUGAUUUUUAAAAUUAUAACUAAUCUAAUAAAUUUGUUAGGCGUUGCGUAAUGAUGAUAUUUGUAAUAUUUAUUCGUUAUUUGUAAAAUUUUUUGAGGGAUUAUUGGAGUACUUGAAGUACGGUCACUUAUUCUUUAUUCAGUGCCCUGGGAAGUAUAAAACCACAAGAGAGUACAUGGUCUAUUUACGAUUAACUAAGAUUAACAGUCUUAAGUUUUGGUUUAACUUGUCCUUGAUAUUACUACUUGGAUCAUCGAGAUGACAAUUAAAAUAAUUUCGGUAUUUUAUUUCUUCCCGACAAUAACAUCAUAAGUUUGUUGCUGUCAACACAGUUUAAGUCAGGUACUUAUUUUUUAAACAUAGCUAAGUAUCGAUGCCAAGAAAAACGUGUAUAGUGAAUCACUUUAAACAAACUUGAAAAGUAUCAACUCUAAUGAUUAGUUGGAAUUGUUGUAAAUUUAAAAACCUCGUACCAUUAUCACUACUUAGCUGAAUUAAACUGGCGAAUUCUUUUACAGAACGCA
This is a messenger RNA of Bolinopsis microptera, 3072 nucleotides long. RefSeq lists its product as uncharacterized. The coding region runs from base 581 to 2179 and encodes 532 amino acids. Lineage: Eukaryota; Metazoa; Ctenophora; Tentaculata; Lobata; Bolinopsidae. The record is from RefSeq and is a predicted model, not a curated record. The transcript is spliced from 16 exons.